This is a messenger RNA of Nerophis ophidion (straightnose pipefish), 6053 nucleotides long. RefSeq names its product gastrula zinc finger protein XlCGF57.1-like. Gene Ontology annotation, molecular function: RNA polymerase II cis-regulatory region sequence-specific DNA binding; DNA-binding transcription factor activity, RNA polymerase II-specific. Bases 484 to 2340 code for a protein of 618 amino acids. The record is from RefSeq and is a predicted model, not a curated record. Gene Ontology annotation, cellular component: nucleus. Gene Ontology annotation, biological process: regulation of transcription by RNA polymerase II. Lineage: Eukaryota; Metazoa; Chordata; Actinopteri; Syngnathiformes; Syngnathidae. The transcript is spliced from 4 exons.
GACAAACCAGGAUGAGGAAAAAAACAAAAUGGCGUUUGACGGAGAAGGCGUUAUUAUUGUCAUAAUAAAGCUUUUUUUAUCAGUGCAUAUAUUUACUCGCAUAUGUCGUUUAAUUGAGUAAACGUCGUUAAUACGUGUUUGUAUCCAGAUACAUUAGUCUGAGCGUACUUUGACGCGUCUCGCGUAAACUUUGCUUGCUGGUUAGCUUAGCUUGUUAGCUGCUAAGAAAGAGAGGCGGAAGUUAUCAACACAUCGCUAAGCAGAGAUCAAGUGUGAGUGUAAAGUGUUGUGAUUGUGUGAAAAUGUGCGAAAGAACGAUGGCAGAGUACGAGGAGGAACUUUGUCAAGCAAAAGAGGAGAAGGAGCGACAACAUCAACUACUGUACGCUGUUUUCAAGAAAGAUCAAGUUGUGGUACACAGAACAGACCCCCAUUGAAUGUGCCAGAGUGUCUGCACAUUUUACCGGCGAUGCUAAGACAGACAUGGCACAGAGAUGUAUGGGUAACCUGCAGAUGCAUUUGCAACGAUUAAGUCAACGGAAUCACAAAGACGUCCAGGAGCAUCCCCACAUUAAAGAGAAAGAUCCACAUCCCCAUUGUGUAAAAAAGGAGGAGGAGGAGCCAGAGCCAUCACACAUUAAAAAGGAAGAGGAGGAAGUGUGGAUCAGUUGGGAGGGAGAGUGUCUUCUAAGGCAGGAGGAGGCUGAUCUCACCAACUUUCCAUUGACUGUUGUCUCUGUGAAGACUGAAGAGCAUGAAGACAAACCACCUAAGUCCUCACAGCUUCACCACAGUCCAAACGUCCAGCAGCUGGUUGGUCCACAAGAAGAACAUCCCCUCCAGUCUCUGCGGGGUAGCUUCACUUUGAAACAGGAGGACACAAAACCCCCCCACUUUAAAUAUGAAGAGGAGGAACUUGGGGUCAGUCACGAGGGAGAAUGUCUUUUAGGGCAGCAGGAGGCUGAUCUCACCAAGUUUCCACUGACUGUUUUUUCUGUGAAGACUGAAGACCUAGAAGACAAACAACCUGAGUUCUCACAGUUUCAUCACAGUAGUAGUAAGCAGAUCAUAGAGGUGGAACCUUCAAGCAGCAGUUCAACUCAACACAUGACAACAGAAGCUGAUGGAGACCACGGUGGAGGAUCACAAGCAGACAACCUUUUAGCUCCACUAUCAGAUAGUGACGACAUAACGUCAGACGUUGCUGUAACCAUGGAAUCACCCAUGCGAACACACACAGGAGAAAAACCCUUUGGUUGUUCAGUAUGUGCAAAAGGGUUUUUUCAAAGAUCUCAUUUAACUCGACACAUGCGAUUACAUACAAGAGAAAGACCUUUCAGUUGUUCAGUUUGUGCAAAAGGAUUUUUUCAAAGCUCUCAUUUGACUCAACACAUGCGAACGCACUCAGGAGAAACACCCUUCAAAUGCUCCAACUGUGGAAAAGGGUUCUCUCAAAAAAGAGCAAUGUUGUCACACAUGAAAACACACACAGGAGAAAAACCUUUUAAAUGUUCAGUGUGUAGUAAAAGAUUCUAUGACAAGCGUAAUAUGCUAAUACACAUGAGAACACACACAGGGGAAACCCCCUAUAGUUGUUCUAUUUGUACAAAAGGAUUUGUUCGAAACUGUAGUUUGACAAAACACAUGAGAAUACACACAGGAGAAAAACCAUUCAGUUGUUUGGUUUGUGCAAAGGAUUUUUUAAGAAGAACUAGUUUGACCCGACAUAUUAAAAUACACACAGGAGAAAAACCUUUUAAGUGUUCAGUGUGUGAUGAAAGAUUUUCUAACAAAAGUAAUAUGCAAAUACACACGAGAACACACACAGGAGAAAACCCUUUCAAGUGUUCCGUUUGUGGAAAAAGCUUUAUUACAAACUCAAAUUUAACUCGUCACAUGAGAACACACACUGGAGAAAAAACUUAUAGUUGUUCAGUGUGUGGUGAGAAAUUGUCUUGCAAACUUCAUAUUCAGGCACACAUGAAAACACACACAGGAGAAAAAACCCUCAGUUGUUCAAUGUGCGGUAAAAGAUUCUCUGACAAAUGUGAAGCGCAAAAACACAAUAGAACCCACACAGGUGAAAAACAUUUCAGUUGUUCAGUGUGUGGGAAAAUAAUCUCUGACAAGCGUAAUAUGCUAAGACACAUUAGAACACACACUGGAGAAAAAUCCUAUAGUUGCUCAGUUUGUGCAAAAGGUUUUUAUAAAAACUCUGAUUUGACCCAACACAUGAGAACGCACACAGGAGAAAAACCUUUUAGUUGUUCAGUGUGUGCUAAACGAUUCUCUGACAAACGCAAUAUGCAAAGACACAUGCGAACACACACGGGAGAAUAACUUUUCCUUUUUUGGAAGUCCUCUUGGCUACACUACUUCUGCAGAGUCAUUAUGAUCUAUUGCAGGGUUCCGCUAUAGUCUAGACUUUGGUACCCGGGCCAUGUCAGUGGCUACUCAGCCAGCCCAUCUUAUGUUAAUAAAUGUUAUGCAUCUAUUGCAUAGGAUUAGAUAUCAAUUAUUGAAUACUCAAGGUAUGGGUUCAGCAGGUUUAGCUUGUAGAUGCCAACAACUCACAUGAGAGCCCGGAGGUGAAGUUUCUCCUUUUCAUCCACUGGCUUCCCCACUCAGCAGCGCAAGAGGUCUUAAAGGCCUACUGAAUUGAGAUGUUCUUAUUUAAACGGGGAUAGCAGGCCCAUUCUAUGUGUCAUACUUGAUCAGUUCGCGAUAUCGCCAUAUUUUUGUUGAAAGGAUUUAGUAGAGAACAUCAACGAGCGGUAUAGCUCGGUUGGUAGAGCGGCCGUGCCAGCAACUUGAGGGUUGCAGGUUCGAUCCCCGCUUCUGUCAUCCUAGUCACUGCCAUUGUGUCCUUGGGCAAGGCACUUUAGCCACCUGCUCCCAGUGCCACCCACACUGGUUUAAAUGUAAAAAUUUGAUAUUGGGUUUCACUAUGUAAAGCGCUUUGAGUCACUAGAGAAAAAGCGCUAUAUAAAUAUAAUUCACAAUUCACAACGAUAAAGUUUGCAACUUUUGGUCGCUAAUAAAAAAGCCUUGCCUUUACCGGAUGUAGCAGACGAUGUGCGCGUGACGUCACUGGUUGUAGGGCUCCUCACAUCCUUAAUAAUCAAAGUCAGCAGCAGGUAGAGCUAUUCGGACCGAGAAAGCGACAAUUUCCCCAUUAAUUUGAGCGAGGAUGAAGGAUUCAUGGAUGAGGAAAUUUAGAGUGAAGGACUAGAGAAAAAAAAGGCAAUUGCAGUGAGAGCGAUUCAGAUGUUAGUAGACACAUUUCCUAGGAUAAUUCUGGAAAAUCCCUUAACUGCCUAUUGUUUUAGUGAGAUUAUACAGUACCUAAAGUCGGAGGGGUGUGGCCACGGGUGUAUUGACGCCAAAGUCUCUCAGGGAAGUCAUGCGCUGCAGCAGGACGAAGCUCCACUGGUGUCUCCGUUAAGACCACACUUUUCUCACCGAAAACUGCCGGUGGACAUUUGGUCGGGAUCCAUGUUCGCUUGACCGCUCUGAUCCAUAGUAAAGCUUGACAUUUGGGAAUUUUAAACAAAGAAACACCAUGUGUUUGUGUGGCUAAAGGCUAAAAGCUUCCCACCUCCAUCUUUCUACUUUGACUUCUCCAUUAUUAUUUGAACAAAUUGCAAAAGAUUCAGCAACACAGAUGUCUAGAAUGCUGUUUAAUUAUGCAAUUAAAGGGGAACAUUAUCACCAUUUUAGAAGGGUUAAAACCAACAAAAAUCAGUUCCCAGUGGCUUAUUUUAUUUUUCGAAGUUUUCUCCAAAAUUUUACCCAUCAUGGAAUAUCCUGAAAAAAGGCUUUAAAGUGCCUGAUUUUCGCUAUCUGUAAAUCCACCGCCCAUUUUCCUGUGACGUCACAUAGUGACGCCAAUACAAACAAACAUGGCGGAUAGCACAGCAAGAUAUAGCGACAUCAGCUCGGAUUCAGACUCGGAUUUCAGCCGCUUAAGCGAUUCAACAGAUGACGCGUGUAUUGGAACGGAUGUUUGGAGUGUGGAGGCAGAUAGCGAAAACGAAAUUCAAGAAGAAACUGAAGCUAUUGACCUAAUAGCUAUUGAAGCUAUUCGGUGAUUGCCUUCUAACCAACGAUUGCAUCUUUUGACUACUGGAGCAACUUAAAUCAGUCGAUUGGUAAGUGUUUGUUUGGCAUUAAAUGUGGGUGGAGGGAAAGGCUGGAUGCAAAUAUAGCUACAAAUGUACAUACAGCUAGCCUAAAUAGAAUGUUAGUAUAGAUUAACAGGCAGUUAUGCCGUGACCAAAUAUGUCUGAUUAGCACAUAAGUCAAUGACAUCAACAAAACUCACCUUUGUGAUUUUGUUGACUUUAUCGUUGGAAAUGCAUCUGAUUUGAGUGUUGCAGGAUAUCCACACAUCUCUGUCGUAGCAUCGCCGGUAAAAUGUGCAGACCAAACGAGGGACUUUCGCAUCUUUUGACACUGGUGCAACUUGAAUCCGUCGAUUGGUAUGUGUUUGGCAUUAAAUGUGGGUGGAAGGAAAGGCUGGAUGAAAAUAUAGCUACAAAUGAGGCAUAACGAUGCAAUAUGUACAUAAAGCUAGCCUAAAUAGCAUGUUAGCAUCGAUUAGCAUGCCGUGCCAAUUGAUGCACAUUCCACGUAAAUCAACUUGAAUCCGUCCCUGAUCGUGUUGUUACACCCUCCGACAACACACCGACGAGGCAUGAUGUCUCCAAGGUACGGAAAAAAGUCGAAAAAACGGAAAAUAACAGAGCUAAUUUGACUUAUGUGUGUAAUGUGUUUGAGAAAAUGGCGGAUUGCUUCCCAUUGUGACGUCACGGGUGAAAGGUCAUCGCUCCGACAGUGAACAAUUGAAAUGUGUUUAAAUCGCCAAAUUCACCCUUUCAGAGUUCGGAAAUUGGUUAAAAAAACAUAUGGUCUUUUUUCUGCACCAUCAAGGUAUAUAUUGACACUUACAUAGGUCUGGUGAUAAUGUUCUCCUUUAAAGCAGACUACUUAUAGCUUGGAUUGGGCUGGAAAAUAAUGUCCGCUACAACCGGGGACAUCAAAUGCACGCGUUAUCAUACGGGUCAUCAUACCGCGACGUUUUUAACACUUCGCAGGAAAUUUAAAAUUGCAAGUUAGUAAACUAAAAGGGCCGUACUGGCAUGUGUUGCAAUGUUAAGAUUUCAUCAUUGAUAUAUAAACUAUUAGACUGCGUGGUCGGUAGUAGUGGGUUUCAGUAGGCCUUUAACCUGCUUGCCGGUGGACCCUUCCUCACGCAACCAUCUCUUCGAGUAGCCUGUAUUUUGAGGUGGCUAAGAAUCCUCCACAGUCAACUUCCACGGGACGCACCUUCACUUUUCAGCCUUUUUCCCGUGAAUCGGCUGCAAGCUCAGCUUCUUCCGCUUGCAGGCCACACUGCUGCCAGCUUUAGGAAGGUUGGUCCUGCAGGUCACAAAGAUGUUUUCAGUGUUACUGGACUUGGACAAAGAGAGGGAGAGGGGCUUCCCACCAUAUCACUGGUUUAGGUUUGAAAUGUUCGACACUAUUUCACUUUAUUAUUGAAGUUUCCAACACACACUUGGCAAUUUGCUCAGCAUUUGGCUGACUUUUGACAUAUAAUGAAAUUACACACCUUCAAGAUUAUUCGGUAAACUCCGACGUGAUUUAAUGUGUGGUAAGUAAGAAUGGGUGAAUAGUGUGGACAACGAAUGACUAUUAGCCAUAAUCAGUGUGUGUAUUAUAAUAUUCUGCAGUCACAAGGGCUGGGAAUGUGGAACUCAACUUGUCUGGAGCCUGCUUGUCUAAAGUUGCACAUUCCUGUCAUUUUGUUGGACUAAACCCAAUGAAGUGCAGGGAGGGAAUGUUUCAAACUUUGUAUGAACAAUUCCAAUGUGGCACUUUUUGCUGGUUAUUUUACUUCAGUUUUUUUCCUUUUUUAAUCAUCAUUUUGUUUAUUUUUUAGUCACUAUGUCAUAGAGGUGCCCAAAAAAAAGUAUUUUCGAAUGAAUCAAGAUACUUAUUUGUAACAAUUCUUAAUCGAUUAGAAAAAGAAAUAAAAACAUAUUUUUAUUUUG